Molecule: messenger RNA, 906 nt
Organism: Mixia osmundae IAM 14324
Lineage: Eukaryota; Fungi; Basidiomycota; Mixiomycetes; Mixiales; Mixiaceae
Exons: 1
Coding region: 1-906 (301 amino acids)
Biological process (GO): translation
Cellular component (GO): ribosome; cytosolic large ribosomal subunit
Molecular function (GO): structural constituent of ribosome; RNA binding
Source: RefSeq, a predicted model, not a curated record
AUGGGACCAUGUCUGUGCAGGGUGAGCAGACGAUGCAUGUCGUCGAGCAGCAGAGCAGCAGCGACAGAGACGCUGCUCAACGUGCCCACUGCCGCGUCAAGCUCGCUCGACUCGUACUCUGCCAUCCGAGCCGGGCCAACCCAGCGCAGUCGAUGGCAGGAAUACUACACCAACACGCUCUCGAGCGACUUGAUGUACAUGACCUACGAGCAGCGUCGAUCGCAACCUAUGCCCGACCCAGUGAGAGCUCAAUGGGAUCCACUCGAUCCUUACACGAAGAAUCGCCCCGCCAGACGGCAAAAGGGCGGUAAGCCGAUUGCGCCGAAGCCGGAGAUGGCCACACCUUCUUCGGUCGUCAAGCUAGAAGCUAUCCAUCUGACGACCCACUUGCCCGAAGCAUCGGGCAACAAGGCAGCCCUCGUGCCUCUGCUGGCAGUCUACCAAGCCAUAACCGGUCAGGUUCUCGCCCGUCCCAACUCGCCCAAGUCUGCCAGCGGGAUCCAUGUGACCAAGAGCAGAUCAGGUUCGGCUUCGUUCAAGAUCAGAGCAGGCAUGCCCGCAGGACUGAGAGUGACGCUCAAGGGGCCAGAUAUGUGGACUUUCCACGAGACCCUCGUCGAGUUUGUCUUGCCUCGUCUCAAAGACUUUGCGGGGAUCGCCUUGCCGCCUGCGACAGCUCAGAAGAACAUCCCCUCUGCGUUGGGCGGCGUCGUCAAUCUGGGUCUGCCGAGAGAAUCGAUGGGGUUGUUCCCUCAGAUCGAGAUCAAUGCCGAUGCCUAUCCCAGGCAGUUCGGCUUUCAGGUCAGCUAUGCCACUUCUGCCAAGGGCAAGGGCGCCCAGGAUCGUGCUCGCGCACUGUUGUCGGGUCUCAAGAUUCCGUUUGUGAGACGGUCAGGUCAACAGUAG